AAAUAUUAACUCAAAUCCCAUAUUUUUUUUUUUGUGGGUUUUGUUCUAAGCUUCCAAUUUUUUGGGUUUAAUUUGUUUCAAUUUUCAGAUCUGUGAAAAAAAAAAAAAAAAAAAAAUUAAAAAUUUCAAAUGUCUUCAACAUAUUGGUGUUAUAGAUGCAAUAGAUCUUACAGAUUACUAAACCAAGAUUCAAUCACUUGCCCCGAUUGCAAUUCCGGCUUCAUCGAAGAAAUCGGGUCGGGUCGUGUUUCCGGGUCAAGUCCGGGUCAACCCAGAACCCGCAGAACUACUAACGGUAAUAAUGGUGGCGGUGACAGGUCAUCACCGUUUAAUCCAGUCAUCGUCCUACGUGGCGGCAGCGGUGGCGGAGGAACCGGGUCAGAAGCGGGAUCCGGGUCGGGUUUCGAGCUGUAUUAUGAUGAUGGAGCCGGGUCGGGUUUGAGGCCUUUACCGAGUAGCAUGUCGGAUUUUCUACUCGGGUCGGGUUUUGAUAGGUUGUUGGAACAGUUAUCACAAAUUGAAGCUAAUGGUAUGAUUGGUUCAAGAUUGGAAAAUAAUAAUAAUAAUGUUAAUCCACCAGCUUCGAAAAGUGCUAUUGAGAAUUUACCUACAAUUGAGAUUGUUAAUUCACAUAUUGUAAGUGAUACUUGUUGUGCAGUUUGUAGAGAAGAGUUUUGUUUAGGUAAUGAAGCACGCGAAAUGCCUUGUAAGCAUCUUUAUCAUUCGGAUUGUAUAACCCCGUGGCUUUGGUUGCGUAAUUCGUGUCCUGUUUGUAGGCACGAAUUGCCCACUGAAAGCCCGAAUGUAGAUAACGCGAAUGUAGCGAAUAAUGAGGAAGAAGAAGCGGUUGGAUUAACGAUAUGGAGAUUACCGGGUGGUGGAUUUGCUGUUGGUAGGUUAGGUAGAAGAGGUAGUGGUGAAAGGGCGUUACCCGUUGUGUUUACUGAAAUGGAUGGUGGUUUUGGUAAUGGUAAUAGUAAUGGGGUUAAUGGGGUUCAAAGGAGGAUUUUAUGGGGUUCUAGAGGUGAUGUAUCGCGACAAAAUGGUGCGAUUAGGAGGUUUUUUGGGAACUUGUUUUCUUGUUUUGGGGGUGGUGUUGUUGGUGGUUCGUCAGGGUCGAGUACUACUAGUUCGGAUUCAAGGAUAAUAAAUAAUGGAAGUAGAAGUAGUAGUAAUUCGAUGUCGUCUGUGUUUCUUGCGACAGCAAGAAGGCGUAGAGGAUGGGGUUUUGAAGGUAAUAAUGGAGUUAGAAGAUGGUAAGGAGAAGUUGUUUAUUAUCGUCGUUGUAAAUAGAUGGAAGUGAAUGCUGUGGAUCUUCAAUGGAAUGCAAAAAAGAUUUAAUUUUUGAUGUUUAUUAAGGUUAUAUUUAUGCAAUUGAGUUGAAGAUGCUAUAGCAAGGAGGGAUGACAUUGGAAUAUUUGUGUAAGAAUUGGCUCUUGAGUUGAAGAAUUUGUUUCCUUCAUAAGUGCUUGCAGUGUAAUUCUUCAUUUUAUUCUUUUAUCUUUUCCCUAUUAAGAUUUAGUGUCUAUUGAAACUUAUGAAGCUUACAUGAAUUCUCAAUUUGUUGUAUCUUUUUUUUUUUUUUUUUUGGUUGGAAAUUCAGGUAUGUCCCAAAACAGGGACCCUGUUUUUAGUCUUGGCUUGUUAGUUAAAGACUUGCUUUUGAUCAUGUAAUCAAAUUGGUCAUCGAAGCUUAUAAAUAGCAGAUUGUUUCCUUA
Molecule: messenger RNA, 1718 nt
Organism: Lycium ferocissimum
Lineage: Eukaryota; Viridiplantae; Streptophyta; Magnoliopsida; Solanales; Solanaceae
Product: E3 ubiquitin-protein ligase RDUF2-like
Exons: 1
Coding region: 130-1260 (376 amino acids)
Biological process (GO): protein ubiquitination
Cellular component (GO): cytoplasm
Molecular function (GO): ubiquitin protein ligase activity
Source: RefSeq, a predicted model, not a curated record